AUGUCUUCUUUCAAGAAAAAGGUCUCAUCCAAGCACGUCGCCUUGCCUGGCACGCGUCUGUCGCCAGGAUCCACGUCUACUACCAUCACAUCUACCGGUAUACCUUCGUUAGACGAUCUCCUAGGCGGUGGCUUGCCUUUAUCGUGUUCACUCCUCGUGCAAACGUCCGAUCCUCAUUCAUCCUACGGAGAAUUGGUGCAGAAGUAUUUCAUUGCACAGGGUCUUGCCACUCGUCAAAAUGUCUGCGUUAUCUCGGAGAAUGCGUUGAAUCUUGUCCAGGGUUGUAUGUGGCUGCCGAACUCUGGGAACAUUCAAUAUAACUCUCCGGAGCCCGUAAAUACAAUCAACAUGAAUGAUGACGAGGAUACCGGCCAAUCUACAGACGAAAAAAUCAAAAUUGCUUGGAGAUAUGAACAGAUGAAACCAUUCCAGACUACGGUCCCGUCAUCCACUCUAUCUGGAACCGAGGAAUUCUGUUCGACAUUUGAUCUGACCUGUCGCAUACCGAAUUCAAUUAUCAACAGUGCUCUACACUCAGGGCAACUUUCGUUGUUCGAUGUAGGUACCGUCGGCAUGGACGAUGUGUCAAUCCCAUGCUCUACUUUAGUACUCCGCCAAAUCGAGAAAGUUAUUAGGGCAGGAUCUCCGUCAACACCCCUCCGGAUAUGUAUUGAAGCCUUAGGGUCUCCCGAAUGGGGGGAUGUGAACAGUCAUAUUACGAUUUUUGCAUCGUUUUCGGACACUUUUGAAGAGACAUCCCCAUACAUGUGCCUCAAUCAACCUCCCAUGUCAUAUUUCGAGGCCGUUCUGGGAUGGUCCAGGCUGGUCCCAAAAGCUUGGAUGACGUAUUUCAUUGCAUCAAAUUCAACAUUCCUUGCAGCCAAUCCAGCUUUGACUGCGCUCUCUCCUUCUCACCAUGGCCUCGUCGAGAUCCGCAGUCUACCGUCGCCACACACGUUACUUUCACCCAGUGACAAAUUUUCCACGUUACGUGGACUAUCAUCAUCCGCUACGUCUUCUGGGGGUGGCGGAGAGAAUAACCUCGCAUUUAAGUGCACGAGGAAGCGGCUGGUAUUCGAAACGUUGCAUCUUGAUGUUGAAGGGGGUGUCGGAGAACGGCGGACAACACCCUCCACCGGAACAGUCAUGCAAGGUGUCAUGAACCAUGAUACUCGUGAUCAGCCUCCACUUACGAGAACGGCAGUAGCAGCCGUAGAUGUACACUUGGAAGAUGAUCUGAAAGUCCCAGUGGCCUCUUCAAUCACGCCCACAAUUCAGAUGGAAGGCUUCGCGGUGGCAAUGGCACAGAAUUCAUCAAUGAUGGACACGUCGAGUCCCAUGAGCGGGGAGGUCUCUGCGAAGGGAAAGAAGCCAAAGAAGAGGGUUGCGUUCCAGUCAGACCGACCAGACCUGUAUGACUUUUAA
This is a messenger RNA of Desarmillaria tabescens, 1425 nucleotides long. RefSeq names its product PAXNEB-domain-containing protein. The record is from RefSeq and is a predicted model, not a curated record. Gene Ontology annotation, biological process: tRNA wobble uridine modification. The transcript is spliced from 4 exons. The coding region runs from base 1 to 1425 and encodes 474 amino acids. Lineage: Eukaryota; Fungi; Basidiomycota; Agaricomycetes; Agaricales; Physalacriaceae. Gene Ontology annotation, cellular component: cytoplasm; transcription elongation factor complex; elongator holoenzyme complex.